Pararge aegeria (speckled wood butterfly) is the source of this 6501-nucleotide messenger RNA. RefSeq names its product retinal-specific phospholipid-transporting ATPase ABCA4-like. Gene Ontology annotation, cellular component: membrane; intracellular membrane-bounded organelle. The coding region runs from base 327 to 5270 and encodes 1647 amino acids. The record is from RefSeq and is a predicted model, not a curated record. The transcript has 33 exons. Gene Ontology annotation, molecular function: ATP hydrolysis activity; lipid carrier activity; ATP binding. Gene Ontology annotation, biological process: transmembrane transport; lipid transport. Lineage: Eukaryota; Metazoa; Arthropoda; Insecta; Lepidoptera; Nymphalidae.
CGUAGACAGCUCAUGGAACAUGGGUUUGAAAUUUCAAGGAGAAUAAAUAAUUUAUUUUUCAAUUUUCGUCGCCUAUAACGCUAAAACAUAUUUUUAUAAAAUAUUCUGUUAGCGCUGAAAAGAAAAUCUUAGUUCAUCUUUAAAAUGUUUUGCUUGAUCACCUAAAGUGUAUACGUAUCCUAUAAAGUAAACAAAACAUUGUUAGUUUUUAUUGCUAGGCGCUGGCCGUUGUUGGAAGCGUAUGUUACAAAGCUGUGCCCGCAAUUGGUUGUUGAGUGUUUAAAUAUUAUGGCAUAAGAACAAGUUGUGAAAAAUAAACCAUAAAAAUGAAGGGGACACUCAAAGUACUGAUGUGGAAACACCUGGUGGUGAGACUGAAGAGAUUUAUCCACACGCCAGUUGAAAUAUUAUCGCCUGUGCUAUUCUUCGUUGUUCUUUUUACACUCAAACCUUAUAUCUAUCCAAUUCCGAAAUCACAUCAUUUCGACAAGUUUAAUGUUCAGAACACUGAACCUCUGAGUUUGGCCAACAGACCAGGUCCCACUAAAGUUUUCUACACACCUGACACUGAUUUGACUAGAAUGCUGAUGGAAAAAGUUGGACGGCAACUGUCCUUACAGAAUUUUGCUGAAGAUGCCAAACGCAAUCAUAAAUACUAUAAAGUGUUUACAAAUGAAUCAGAGAUCCCUGCACUGGCUGAGAGUAUUCAAAAUAGGGACACUGCUGCCAUCGUUAUAUUUCCGGAUAUGCAUACAACCUGGCCAAAGAAGCUGCAGUACACGAUACGCAUGAAAAAAGACUUCAACACGGAGACUUAUGAAUCGGUCAGUCAAGUUUUGAUGCCGAUAGACAUGUUUGGUACAAUGUAUGAGGAGUUCAUGAAACUGCAAUGGGCUAUCGAUUCAAGUUACAUAGAACUGGUUGCGGGUCAAGCAGUACCUCAGAAAGUGAUGAUUCAAGAUUUCCCAUUCGUGCGCACGUCGCAGAACGAUGUGAUAAUGUACGUGUGCCUCACGCUGCCGCAUCUGUGCUGGCUGUCCCUGAUGCUGGUGUUCGUGUUCCUCAUGGCGAGGCUGCUAGAAGAACGGAUGAACGGGAUACAGGAGUUGAUAAGAAUGGUGGGCGUUUCGCACAACAUGCUCAACAUAUCGCACUUCCUGAACGUGCUCCCAGCCGGUAUCGCGUACAGCGUGAUCGGCACCGUGCUGCUGACGGCCACCGAACACCCCUACGUGCCGCACUCCAGCCCGGGGAUGAUAUUCACCAUGCUGAUCCUGCAUUUCACCAGCGUGGUGUCGAUCGCUUACGCUGGCAGCUACCUUGUUAAAAGCACCCAAUACACAGUCACUAUAGCAGUGACGCUGUACCUGAUUUCCAAUAUACCCAGUAUGACGGUGGCGAAUCACAAGGUACCGAAGUGGGCAAUACCGCUCUGCGGCCUCCUGCCCCACGAGCCUAUGCGUUGGUUCUGGAGCGAGCUGUCGAUUUUAGAACAGUACGGUAGUGGAGUAACAAUGGAGACCAUCGCGAACGUCCGCAGUGAGAACAGCGGGUCGGUGCUGCUCUGCUACAUAAUGAUGGCGGUGCAGUGUGCCAUAUUCUUCAGCCUCGCCUGGUACCUCGCGCGGGUGAACCCCGGCCCCUAUGGCACCGCUCUGCCCUGGAACUUCCUGUGUCAGCAUUGGUUGCAGAGGAAAUACUGGAGCCCCUCGAGGGUGCAGCCGGACGAGAAGGCCGAAGAGUUGGAGGAGGUGAACGUCAACGACGCGCAGUACUUCGAGCCCGCGCCCAAGAACGCGGAAGUCGGCAUCAAGAUCGAGAAUGUGUCUAAGGUAUUUGGUAAACAACGUGCACUGGACAACGUGUCCCUGGAAGUCUAUAAAGGCGAGAUAACAGUGUUGUUGGGGCACAAUGGAGCUGGGAAGACCACGCUUAUGUCUAUUAUCACGGGAAUGUUUGGCGCCAGCGAGGGCAACGUGUACGUAGAAGGCAUGGACACGAUAAGUCAGAAGGACGAAAUGCGAAAACUGCUGGGCCUGUGUCCGCAGCAUAACCUCUUCUUCCCCGACCUCACAGUACUGCAACAUGUCAUGUUCUUCAGCAUGCUUAAAGGUACUUCUUACUCCGAAGCUAAGAAAUCUUCUAUAAUGCUCCUUGAACGGCUUGGCCUUGGCGAAAAACUGUCGUACAACAGUGGCCAACUGUCUGGUGGCAUGAAACGACGUCUGCAGCUGGCCUGCGCUCUGGCGGGAGAUGCCAAAGUGUUGGUGCUUGACGAGCCCACUUCAGGCUUGGACGUGGAAACUAGACGAGAACUGUGGGAUCUUUUGCUGUCGCUGCGCGGCUCUCGCACGGUGCUGAUCAGCACACACUUCAUGGAGGAGGCGGAGGCGCUUGGCGACCGCGUGGCGGCGCUCCACGGAGGCCGCCUGCGCUGCCACGCCACCACCAUGCACCUCAAGCGAGCACUCGGCGCGGGCUAUCGCCUCUCUUUCACAACGAUCGGCUUGCCCAACGAGCCAGCGAUUACUGCGGCCAUCACAGCCCAAGUGCCCGACGCCACCGUCAAAGAAACCUCCCUCAACUCAAUCUCUUACAAUCUCCCCUCCAAGAGCAGUGACAAAUUCCCCAAACUCUUCAAUCUUCUGGAGCUCCAGAGAUCCGAGCUCGGCAUAGACUCUAUCGGAGUUGGGAUAUCAACUUUGGAAGAGGUGUUUUUGAAGCUAUGUAGUGACGUCACCACAACGUUUUCCGAUGACGUCGUCGAUGGGGAAACUGCCGAGCCAACAUUCGCAAAGUUGUCCGGCAUUCCUCUGCACGCUCAUCAGAUGUUGCAGCUUAUUAUGAGACAGUUUAAAUUUUGUUGGUCGAAAAAAAUAUCAUUCCUUGUAUUGCAAGUGAUAUUACCGAUCGUAUUGAUCUGCAUGAUAACAUUCCUGGCCAACGGGGUCGACCUGUCUAUGGGCGAACGUAACACGAAGCUCGCUAUGAACCUGGACGUAUACGACAUGGCGGACCGCAGGGUCUUGUACAGUUACAAUGCCACCGGUGAAAAACAGCGGUACGUCGGCAGCAAAUACCGCUUUGUUGACUUCCAAAGUGUGCCCAAUGUUGCAGAAGCAAUACUCGAGAUCGGCCGCAAAAGUGUAUUGGACUACCAACACUAUUUGAUUGGAUACGAGAUCAACGACACCGAUGCAAAGGCGCUGUAUACUACGUUGUUCCGCCACGCGGCGCCCGUGUCGCUGAACUGGCUGUCGAACAUGCUCGCCGCCGCGAUGAUACCUAACGCUGUUGAGGAUACCAUCACCACCAUUAACCAUCCGCUGAGAGACGAUCGCUACUACCGUUACACUCGACCGGACUACGUCGCCCCGAAGGACAUCCCGUAUUGUGUGGCCUGGAUACUCGGCAUCGUUUUCAUACUCUUAUGCACGAUAGCAAACGGCGUCAGCCUUCCGUGCCUGGAGCGUAUCUCGGGCUCGCGGCACAUACACAUCAUGGCGGGGUGCCCGCCCGCGCUACACUGGGCCGCGACGUUGUGCGCGCAAUUCCUCAUAUACACAGCCGUGCUAGUGCUGCCAAUCAUCGUGACCGCGGCCGCGGUGGAGACAGACAACACUAUUAACCAACCGGACUUUCUUGGUGUCUUGGCAUUGAUUCUGAUCCUCGGAUGCCUGGCUUUCCUAUCGUUCAUGUACCUGGUGAGCUGUCUCUUUGCGGAGCGCGGCGCAACCAUAAUCUUAGUCGCUUGCAUCGUCCUGUUCAGUAUCCUAACGCCUUCAAUAUCGAUAGGGACGGAUUUGUUCGACAGCGGGGCUAAAGGUUUCGGGCACUACCUCAUUGUGCUGAUCAGCUACGUCAUGCCGCCGCACACGUUCACCAUUGCUAUCGCAGAGAGCGUUCGUAGCGCACAGUUGAACGCGCAUUGCGUUCUGAACAUUAACUUAUGCCCGAACCUACCUCCUAUGUAUGGUUUUGACCUUGAAAAGUGUUGCGUGGAAAAAGUAAAACCGAACUGUUACUUCUGUUUCGGGGAGUUCUCACCUGGGAAAAACAUACUCAUCCUUCUGUUUCAAUUUUUUGUUUAUAUGGCGAUAGUGGUGCUGACGGAGUACGGCGUGUUCAACAGCCUAUUCGACCGGCUGUUCAACGCGCGCUACCAGCCCGCCAGCCCUGCUGGCGUUCACGAGAUGGUCCGCGCUGAGAAGACCUACGUCGACAAGGCUAUAACACUACCAAAGAGUCAGAUCCCGGACGCGAUGCUAGUAAGCGACGUUCAUAAGAACUACUGGCGUAUCUUCGGCAAGUCAUGCAACGCCGUACGGGGUGUGGAUUUCUCUGUGAAAAAGGGCGAAUGCUUCGGUCUGCUGGGGGUGAACGGCGCGGGCAAGUCCAGCACCUUCAAGAUGCUGACGGGUGUGGAGUGCACCACCCGCGGCGCUAUCUUCGCAAACGGGAACUUCAUGAGCAGGACUUCCGGCAAGUAUCUACAGUCGCUGGGCUACUGCCCGCAGUUCUUCGGCCUGGACGAGUUCCUGAGCGGACACGACAACCUCACGUUGUUGCUAACACUGCGUGGACUCGCGCCAGACGAUGUGGAGGCCGAGGCCAAAACGUGGAUAGAGAUCGUGGGGCUGGAGAAGUACGCCCGCGCGCCGGUGUCGGGCUACUCGGGCGGUUGCUCGCGCCGGCUGGCGGCGGCCGCGGCUCUGUGCUGUGGCAGCGCGGUCACACUGCUAGACGAGCCCACUGCCGGUGUGGACGUGGCCGCGCGCCGACGCGUGUGGGCGGCCGUCCGACGCGCCGCCAAGAGCCGCGCGCUCGUCAUCACCUCGCACAGCAUGGACGAGAUGGAGGCGUUGUGCGGGCGCAUUGCGAUCAUGUCGUGCGGGCGAGUCGUGGCGCUCGGUGAGGCGGCGGCUUUGCGCGCGGCACACGCCGCCGGCCACGCCGUACUGCUGAAGCUCACGGCACGAACUGACGCAACAGACGUAACGGAUAGCGCCAAACCGGAUGUGACGCGGCUAAAGGCGGCAUUGCACCAGAAGUUCAACUGCACCCUGCGCGACGAGCACACGACUAUGUUGCACUACCACAUUAACGAAACGAUGCGGUACAGCGAGCUGUUCACAGAACUGGAGCGCCUCCGGGCGGAGUUUCCGAACCUCCUGGAGGACUACUCAGUCACCGAGACCACGUUGGAGGAGGUGUUCCUCUCCUUCGCGAAGGAGGAGUCGCACGACGUACCCGCACCGGUAGCUGUUUGAGUGCCGUAAUAAGUGUUGUAAAACUGGGACUGGACGUCCAAGUAAAUAGGAAGGUUCACUUUGUGCCGGAAAAUAUGAACGAGUCCGGAAAUAUAAAAACAACAUGUCGUCUGCAAUUGUUUUUGGUGACCCGCAAUUUCCGGACUGCAUGAUUGCUUAUACAGUGCUUUUCAAUUAAACUUAACGCAGACUGUCUAAAGACCUGCUUGCGGCUUGGAAGCCGUACUAAAUCUUCAUCGCCUAGCUUUAGUUUCUGGUACAAACAGCUCUUUUGGCAUACGUGUAUAUUUAUAUGCAUUUUGAUACAUAUUAUAAUAUUUUGUAAUGUGUACUAUUUAUUUCUUUAAAAUUCAAACUCAUUUAUUUUUUCAAAACAUGGGAAAGUUUAGCCACAAUCUGUGAUAAGCAAAUCUUAAGUUAUAUCCAUUUACAUGUUUGCCAUUAUAUUUAUAUAUUAUAAGCGUUACGUAAACUGUAUUUAAAUGUAAGUACUUUAAUAUCCACGCUGAUUAUUUAUUUGAGGCGACUAUGUGGCGAAACUCUUAAGUCCGGUCUUGUACUACAUUUAUUGCAUUCCACUGUGGCACCAAAAGUUGAGAAGAUCUCUUUCGCACAACAUACGGGCGGAAUGAGAUGGCACGACAUCCGCCGCCUUUACAGAGCUUUUCUUUAUUGGCGCGGAUUAUAAAAUACAAUUUCUACCGUGAUGUAUUAAGCCAAUUGAUACACAGCAUUUUUUUCCUUUUAUAUUGUUAAAAAAAAUCUGCAUAAGACUUAUCCACGGGAAACACUUUGAGAUAGUUGGCAUCCAGCUCCACCUCUCAGAUUGCUUUAGUAUUAUUAUAUUAUUAGUCACGUAUUGUUUAGUAUAUAAUAUAUAAUUCCAUGGAUACUAAAAAGCAUCUGAUUUACUUAAACUUAAGUUUGCUAUAGAAAUAAGAGUUGGGUAAUAUAAUAUUUUUGAUGUCGUAUUGUGUAAAAAUUGCUUAUUGAUUAACGUCCAAAAUUUAAUAAUAAAUCUAAUCCAAUAUCUACAGAUAGAAGAUUAAGACUUAAGAAGUGCUAUCCUUUUACUAUUCUCUGUUGAUAAGAAGAGCAUUAUUAAACACUAUUGUAUGUCCAUUGUAUUGUAUCCCUACUUCCCUAUCCCUAUCCCUAUCCCUACUAAUAUUAUAAAUGUCAAUGUAAGUUUGUUUGUUACGCUUUCACGCAAAGACUACUUAACCGAUCC